This is a messenger RNA of Perca fluviatilis (European perch), 1389 nucleotides long. RefSeq lists its product as uncharacterized. The transcript is spliced from 4 exons. Gene Ontology annotation, biological process: T cell costimulation; immune response; cellular response to lipopolysaccharide. The record is from RefSeq and is a predicted model, not a curated record. Gene Ontology annotation, cellular component: external side of plasma membrane. The coding region runs from base 122 to 763 and encodes 213 amino acids. NCBI's taxonomy places the organism in Eukaryota, Metazoa, Chordata, Actinopteri, Perciformes, Percidae.
CUGUGUCAGGAGGUGGUCUCUUUGGCCUGCCUAUAUAUUUGCCCACUUGACACUUCAUAGACAAGCUCCAAGGUGUGGUUGGUGUCUGGAUUUUCUCGAUGACUCUUUACUGGCUGCCUUCAUGCAGAGAAGAAAUCAAACACAAACUAGAACUCUGUCCUCUGGUCUCCUCGUUUGGAUCUUAAAUGACUGGAGACACACAAGGCAGAAGAUGAUCUGCAGCAUCCUGCUGCUCAUCAUCCUGACCUCCUGUGUCUCUGGAACAUUUGUAGUGAAUGUGACCCAGACCUCCUAUCAGGCAGAGGAGAACCACGACAUCACACUGGAGUGGACCUUCACAACCAACCCUCACACUUCCUCCAACUCUCCAUAUAUAUUCUGUGAACUGAUAACUGAUCUCAAGAAUCAAACCCUGUUUUGUCUCAAUGAAGGAGUUGAGUCGCAGGAUAAACAGUUUACAGGACGAGUCCAGUGGGACAAAGACGUCCUCAGAGAAGGACGACUCAGACUUCAUGUGUCCAGACUCAGGACUGAAGACUCGGGACUGUACCUGUGUGAUGUGUUAACAAGUUAUGGGAGGAACUCUGGUAGAUGUCUGCUCAAUGUCACUGCAGAUGCUGAUGAGCCAAAACCUCAGAGACCAGAACCCAAGAGUCUGGAAAACAUCAGGAUCCUCUACGCUGGACUGGCAGUACUGACAGCAGCAGUUCUAUUGAUUAUCUGUCUUUGUUUUAAAUGUAAUAAUAAGAAAAGAAACAUAUAAUCAGAUGUCGAGUUUAUCAGAGAAACGAGCCAUCAGGACUAACAGUCUAACUCAGUCUGGAGGACCCUCUUUAAAUGAACCAUCAGAGCAUAAAGUCACAGUCAUAAAAACUAAAUCAGACUCCUAGAGUCUCUCCUCUGUCUGUGAUAUACAAUGUUGUGUUGUAUCUUAAUAGUUUAACUGAUGUUCAUGUUACUACAGGUUUGAGUUUGUAUGAAGUUGACAUGUUACAUAAUGUUUUGUCUUCUUCUAGUUGUGUAAUUACUUGCAUCAAUAUAUUAUGUGAUAUGUUAUUUCUAAUGUUCUCUCUAUUGUUACCUGUCUAGACACUACUGAUGUAAAUUAUCAUUAAUGCUAACUCCAGCAUGUUUACAUCUUGAUGUUCAUUAACGAGCUCUGUCCAUGUUCAGUUACUGAAUGAAUUUAAAUUAAGUUAUUACAGCAGGAAUGACUAAUGUCAGUGUUAAUAAUGCUUUCAUUGAGUGAAGGGUUUUGCAGCUUUUCAGUAAUCAAGGAAUGAAACUUGCAUCUGAGAUAUGAUUUGAUGUUUUACUACAACAGAAAAAGGAAAUGAAGUGAAUCCAAUUUGGUAAAUUACAGCAAAUAAAUAAGCACACAGAACAAUA